GUUACCCGGAAUAUUUUUUUCGUUGCACGUAUUCACUCCCGCAUUUAUAUUUGAACUGUGAACAUGUCCAACACUGUCAUGUCAGAUAACCACACCGAUCAACAAAUGUCUAGUCUGGAGGAAACUAGGACGAGUCUUUGCGAGCAGUUUGCCUGUGUGUCUGGGUCAGAUAGUGCUGUGGCUCAGUAUUAUCUAGCAGAAAAUGACUGGGAUAUGGAGAGAGCAUUGAACUCUUUCUUCGAGGCUCAUAUGGAUUCAGUCUUUGACGUUGAAGAUACAGAGGAAACUAAAAAUGUGUCUGGGAAUAAGAGAAAAGAGGUGAUUCCUGAGACGGCUGAUGCUUCAGGAUCAAAGAAAAAAAUUAAAACGGACAUGGCGAAUCGUAUUGACUUAGUGGAGGAGCCCACCUGUUCCAGCAACAACUCAAAAGAGAAUCAGACUGAUAGUGGAGCAUCCCACUCUGAAGCUGAGGAUAGCAAGCUGUCCAUUAUCAGCUGGAAUGUGGAUGGUUUGGACACAUUGAAUCUGGUUGAGCGUGCCAGAAGCUUGUGCUCAUAUCUGGCUCUCUAUACACCAGAUGUGGUUUUUCUUCAAGAACUCAUUCCAGUUUAUGUUCAGUAUCUUAAGAAACAUGCUGACAACUACCAGUUUGUUGAGGGAAGCAGUGAUGGAUACUUCACAGGAAUUAUGCUGAAGAAAUCAAGAGUAAAGCUUUUGGAAAGUGAGAUCAUAUGCUAUCCUACAACACAGAUGAUGAGAAACCUGUUAGUUGCUCAGGUAACUUUCUUAAGUCAGAAGCUGUGCUUGAUGACUUCACAUUUGGAAAGCUGUAAAAAUCAAUCAGAGGAGAGAAUGAAACAGCUGAGAUUUGUUUUUCAAAAGAUAAGAGAAGCACCAGAUGAUGUCACUGUCAUUUUUGGUGGAGACACCAAUCUCAGGGACUCCGAGGUGGUAAAGGUUGGUGGUUUGCCUCCAGGUGUAAAUGAUGUGUGGGAACAACUGGGCAAACAGGAACACUGCAGAUACACCUGGGACACAAAAGUAAACAGCAACAAGGCUGUGCCUUACAUAAGCAGAUGUCGCUUUGACCGCAUCUAUCUAAAGUCUGCUAAAACCGGGCUUAAAGUCACUCCUGAUCACAUGGUCUUGAUUGGAAUGGAGAAAGUGGACUGUGGCCGUUACACAAGUGAUCACUGGGAUCCCGACUGUUGGUUUCUAUGUCCAAGCUGCUGAUUUUAAUACAAUGGAAGGAACACGGCUAGUCCACAUCCACUUUCAUUGUAUGGAAACUCCUUUUGUGUUCCACGCAAGAAAAGUCAUACUGGAAUAGAUCAACAUGAGGGUGAGUAAAUGAUGAAAAAUUGCAUUUUUUGGGUGAACUAUUCAUUUAUAAGAAUUAGUCAUUGAAAAACUGUCAAUCAGUCAAGCAUGAUUCUGAAUGUCUAUGGUGGCUCCAACCUGUUUGUGAUCUUCUGCAGUGUGAAUUGUUAGUGAUUUUGCAAUGCUUUGGUUCAGGACAACUAUCCCCUCUAUAGUCAUCACUCACCACACUGAAUUGCUUUGACACAUGGCCAAGAGCACAUGCUAUUUUAGUGUUGGGGAAUAGCACCUCUGCUCCUACUAAAGAAGGAAAUUUCAGUCUUCUAGGCCAUAUAUGCAAUCAUUGAUAAUGUAAUGCCGAGAACAUGACAUGUUUGUUUGAUAAGAUAAACAUUUAGAGGUGGGUUGUUGCACAUCAGUGACACAGUCGUGAAGCAGUCAAGGUUAUGGGUGUUGUCAUGGUACACUCCAGUGCAACAGGAAUCUUCCCAUUCAUUUCACAGUUCAGAUUGCAUGCUUUAGACUAGAUAAUAGUGUAGUUUGUUCCAUGUCACUGUAAACCCGAGACAAUGAGGUCUGAAAGGAAUGGAAAGAACUCUUGGAACCACGUGAAGGAGGAAAUCUUGAUGUAAGACACAAUUAUGUAACCAGACAAUACAGCACUCUCAAUCUGUAACUAAAUUGAAUUUAUCAGUAAACAAUGCAUCUACAGUUAGGAUACAGGUCUAUGACGUUUUCCCUACCCUGACUCAUUAAAUUAAAGAAAUAAAUAAAGGGGAUUUACAGUGGCCUGUGAAAGUAUUUGGAUAUUCAAGCCACACGUAAAUUUUUUUUUUUAACUGACAUCUAGAAACAUGUGAUUCUAGAGGUUUUCUCGGAACUAGCUUCAAUUUUCUGAGCCAUUUUUGCAAUUCCUUUUAACCAGCUGGUCCAAAUCAGUUGCCCUCAAGGUCACACAUGUCCUAGGUGUAGUUUAUAUAUUUUUAUAAUAUAAUAUAGGUAUAUACUAUGUAACCUAACAAAGUUCUUUUUGUGAAAGUUUUGCUUUAACCCUUGUGUUGUGUUCGUUUGUGCUAACACCUUUUGUGUUCCCAUAGUCCAAAAUGACCAGCCAACUACGAUUGUUUAUAAAUCUCUCAUAUUGCAUAUAUUAUCCUAAGAUAUUGCAUUAGAUCUUUUUGUCAACAUCUUUUUUAGUAAUUAUGACAGGUGUUGUACUUCUUUUUUCAAACAUAUUUAAAAAAUGUGUAUAUAUAUAUAUUUUUUAUCGAUAGAAGGAUUAAUUGAACUGAGCUUAUACUGGGCUAGUGGGGGGAACUCCCUGCAGAAAAAAAAAAAAAAUUAAAAUAAUAUUAAUUUCGUAUUUAAUUAACCACUUGCUUGAUCUAAACAAAAUAGGUGUAAUUUUAAAGCUUUGAAUCUGGACUUUACAAUGCAUAUAGCUGAUCCUACCAAUUCUUAAAUUAUGCUUUUUAAUUUGCUGACAAAUUAGAACUGUUUUGUUCUCAUCAUUAGCAAAUUUGUUUUCAAAAAAACUAUAUUUAGAGUUGGUAAAAACAUAUAAAAGAUGAGAGAGCCAUGUGUUAUAUAUCAUUGGAAACGUUUCAAUUAGUAAAAUGCAAUGAGCAAAUUUGUUUCACUCAGAGUAUAGUGUAUUAAAUUCCCACUGACACACAUAGAUAUAAUAAACAUUAGUGUCUUUUGUCAUGUUUUUCCUUAUUACUUCCUAAAAUAUACAUACUGUAUAACAAAUAGACAAUGACAUGUUGUAACUUACAGCAGACUAUCCCGAUACAAACAAGCACAAACACAACAUAAUAUGAUAAGAAGAUCUAGAAAUAUUCCUCAGUGAGUGAACAUGGAAGGAUGAUGCACAAAAUGGCGCUCAAUACACGUUGUGUGUGUGCAAACACACAUCCACGUGCUCAUCUAAAGGAUUGGGGUGCUCCUGAACAUUUAAUAUUUCUGUAUUUUGUAGUCUAAUCUAUUCAUUUCCAUUGGCAGGUCACUUUAGACCGGGAAUACCAUAGGUGUAACAAAGUGAAAUAAAACCAAUACAAUUUUAUGAAAAUUAUUUAAAAAAAAAAAUGUUGUGUGUUCAGAUGCCCUGUGUGAACAAAGUCAUGGAAUUUUAUUCCAACUGAAUGAAAUAAACUACAGAUUUCAGGAAAAAGAGAGAAAAAGUUAAUCGGUCAGUUCUGACCAGAACACAAAAUAAGGGUUUAAAAAUCUGUCUUUAAAAUAAAUGCCACUUGGUUUGAUAUAUUAUGUAAUGCAAUGACAAUGACAAGUGUUGCUUAAGUGUCCAAAUUCUUUGGGGCCACUUUUAUGUAGAUACCAUAGCAAAGCCCAAGGCAUUUAUUUAUUUUAAAGUAAAUACACUUAUUUCAUAAAUAACACUGAACAAGCAUGGUACAGUGAUAAAUAUUUAUUUACUCAUUGCAAAAUUCUGUAUUACAAAAUACAGUGUCAAAUGUAAACUGCACUUGUCAAAUGGGUAAAGUUUCAUUAAGGUACCUGAUUUGACCUAGUCUGAACAUUUGUGCACUUUUUUAAAAAUGUGAUAUAGCUAUUCUGUAAUCUCUGAUUAUGGUUUGCCAAGAACCAUGCAGGGACAUAUUUAACAACUGCAUUGUUGCAUAUUCCAUACUUUAAUUAAAAAAAAAAAAAAAGAAAAAAAAAAGACAAAGCACUGAUACUUAUCCUCGAAUUGUCAUUUAUUCGUUUUCUGAUUAAUUUUAUGUAACAAUUAAAAUUCUUAUAACUUUUGCAUUUUUUUGUUUGUUUGUUGCAUUUGACAUCCCAAGGGUCUUCAGCAUUUUAGUUAACAGAAUUUCAUGACUUUUCAAAUUAGAGUCUGAACAUACUGCAGGCAAGUGUCCUGUUCAAUGUCCUAGGCAGCAAGAGCUACAAGGCAGGUUGACAUCGUAACAAAAGACUGGGAUUGUUGGAGCUCUCCAAUGUAACUCAGAGUGGUGAGUCAGCACGUUCAGUUUUUAGUUAUUGCUAAAUUCAGAAAACAGAGGGGCUAUUCCAUUUCCUCAAAAAAAAUAAAAAUAAAAUAAAUCCAGAUACAUAUCAAAACCAUUCAACCAAUUUUUAGGGUAAGGAAUGUGUUUAUUUGUGCAUUUGCACUUUUCAAAAUAAAUGUAACCUAUUCAUUUGCACAGAAUCGCUAUUUAAGACAAACCCAUAUGGUAUGUCACAUUGUAAUAAAAUUGCAAUAUUACUUUGAGCCCUUGUCAGAAUUUCACUCACACCCUACAGUCUAAGUAGCAGCAAAACUAUGACUGAAAACUAACAAGAUAUCGUCCUGUAAAAUGAGCAACACACCAGUGAUCAUGGAUCCACUGAUUGUCAGAUAAUGGUGAUGUGGUAAUGUUGAUACUAUUAACCAAACGAUGAGUCUCAAAUGACACUCUGAAUGAGGUCACCACCAAGUAUACAUUUCAGUUACUGAGAAAUCCAUAAUUGAGAGCAUCUGGUUCUUAAAAACUUAAUUCACAACAUAAAUAUGUGAAACAACAGAAAGAAUUUAAAACCAUUACAAAAAAAGUAAAAAAAAAAAAAAAAAAAAAAAAAA
Messenger RNA from Myxocyprinus asiaticus (Chinese sucker), 4903 nucleotides. Its product is annotated as tyrosyl-DNA phosphodiesterase 2-like. NCBI's taxonomy places the organism in Eukaryota, Metazoa, Chordata, Actinopteri, Cypriniformes, Catostomidae. Gene Ontology annotation, cellular component: PML body; cytoplasm. Gene Ontology annotation, molecular function: single-stranded DNA binding; 5'-tyrosyl-DNA phosphodiesterase activity; protein binding. Bases 64 to 1233 code for a protein of 389 amino acids. The transcript has 8 exons. The record is from RefSeq and is a predicted model, not a curated record. Gene Ontology annotation, biological process: double-strand break repair.